This is a messenger RNA of Cyclopterus lumpus (lumpfish), 3289 nucleotides long. It is a transcript of the gene wdr45b, whose product is annotated as WD repeat domain 45B. The record is from RefSeq and is a predicted model, not a curated record. Gene Ontology annotation, biological process: protein lipidation; autophagy of mitochondrion; nucleophagy. NCBI's taxonomy places the organism in Eukaryota, Metazoa, Chordata, Actinopteri, Perciformes, Cyclopteridae. Gene Ontology annotation, cellular component: cytosol; phagophore assembly site membrane; extrinsic component of membrane. The transcript is spliced from 10 exons. Bases 429 to 1463 code for a protein of 344 amino acids. Gene Ontology annotation, molecular function: phosphatidylinositol-3,5-bisphosphate binding; phosphatidylinositol-3-phosphate binding; protein binding.
AUCAAACUUUUCAUGCGACUCGGUCACAGCAACACUGGUGUUACACUUACCAAAUCAUCUCUGUUAUUAAGCAUGACGAUAAACUAUGGUCGACAGGAAACGUUAAUCCAAUCAUCGAUUAAAAACCCUUCCUUGAUCAGUGCUGGUCUCAACAGCAUUGAAUUACCUUCACUGUAUGUUAAACACAUUACACAGAUACUAUUUAACGAUUUCAGUGUUAAAUAUUUGCUCAAAUAGCGUUACGUUCCCGGAGUGCCCCGUAAACUCCCCCGGUUGACUGGGGACAGCGCUCUCCCGGCAGGAGCCGCAGUUGUUUUCCUGCUCUCUGCCCAGCAGACUCCGAAGGAAUGGUAGCGUUAGCCGGUUAGCUCUUCAGGCAGCAGCUGUAGGAUUUACGUUAUUUGGCUUUCGGUUGUUGUGUUAAAAUAAUGAAUCUACUACCGUCUAAUCCUCACGGGAACGGGCUCCUUUAUGCUGGAUUUAACCAGGACAAUGGAUGCUUUGCCUGUGGAAUGGAGAACGGGUUCCGUGUGUACAACACCGAUCCUCUCAAAGAGAAGGAGAAACAAGAGUUCCUGGAGGGCGGGGUUGGCCACGUGGAGAUGCUGUUUAGGUGUAACUAUUUAGCAUUAGUGGGAGGAGGAAAGAAGCCAAAGUACCCAACCAACAAAGUGAUGAUCUGGGAUGACCUGAAGAAGAAGACGGUAAUUGAGAUUGAGUUCUCAACAGAAGUCAAGGCGGUGAAGCUGCGGCGGGACAGGAUCGUGGUGGUCCUGGACUCGAUGAUCAAGGUCUUCACCUUCACCCACAACCCCCAUCAGCUGCAUGUGUUUGAGACCUGCUAUAACCCCAAAGGUCUAUGCGUGCUAUGUCCCAACAGCAACAACUCCCUGCUGGCGUUCCCGGGGACUCACUCGGGCCACGUGCAGAUUGUGGACCUGGCUAACACAGAGAAGCCCCCUGUUGACAUCCCCGCCCAUGAGGGGGCGCUGUGCUGCAUUGCUCUCAACCUGCAGGGCACGAGAAUAGCUACGGCAUCGGAGAAAGGGACCCUCAUUAGAAUAUUCGACACAUCCGCGGGCCAGCUCAUACAGGAGCUACGGCGAGGCUCUCAGGCAGCUAACAUUUAUUGCAUUAAUUUCAACCAGGACGCGUCCCUCAUCUGCGUGUCCAGUGACCACGGCACGGUGCACAUCUUUGCUGCAGAGGACCCCAAAAGGAACAAACAGUCGAGUUUGGCGUCAGCCAGUUUUCUUCCCAAAUACUUCAGCUCCAAGUGGAGCUUCUCCAAGUUCCAGGUCCCGUCUGGCUCUCCCUGCGUGUGUGCCUUUGGAACGGAGCCCAAUGCAGUCAUCGCCAUUUGUGCUGACGGCAGCUACUACAAGUUCCUCUUCAACCAGAAAGGGGAGUGUGCCAGAGAUGUGUACGCCCAGUUCCUGGAGAUGACCGAUGAGAAAAUAUGACCGUUGACCCAUCUGGAGACUUGACACACCCUGUUUUUUUAAUUUUGUAUUAUUAUUUUGGAGGAGGGGGUCCCACGCAGCACUUCUCCUUAUCUUGACAGACUCUGUAAAAGAGCAUCAGAUGACCGGAGGACAAAGGAAGCUGAGCAUGGACUUUGGAGAGAAACCCUCACAGCAAAGAUGGACGUACCGACGAGGACUUUUCUCUCGUGGACUCCGGAGGAUUGUCUCUGAUUUGACUCGCAAACCAAACGCUUACCUAAAGGAGGGAAAAGUUAUGUUCCCUGAAUGGACAACAUGCCGCUUUUUAAGACGUCUUCCGAGGAAUUUACAAAAGGAUGGUUAUUUUUAAUCACAUAGAUGAUUCUGAUAGUUAGACGGUUAGGAAAUAUUGAGAUUUGUCGACUAACACCACCUAACUGAACUAUAGGGAGUGCCUCGAGACUGGAGAGAAUCUGUAUGUGUGCACAUAUUGUUGUCAUAUAUACAUACGUGUGUUUGUGUAUAUACCAAUGUACCAUAUUAGGUGUUUGCAAAGCAGCAUCGGUAUGAGGUGACGUGUCUCUGAUCCUGCGUUGUGAAGCGUCACCUUAGUAUUACUAGAUUUUCUUAUAUUCACUGUAUAAACACAACGCGCCAGGCUGAACUUCUAAUUCAAUAAAACUGUACAGAAUAGUAGCAGGAAAAAACUUAACACGUAAUUUUGUUUCCCUCGUCCCUCCUUUUUCUUUUUGUCAUACAUUGUGCAAUAUUUUUUCCCUAAAUGCUUUUUUUGCUAAGAGCUUGUGAAAGUUGAGUGUUUUUUGUUUUUACAUGGACAAAAAAAGCUUCAAGAAAUGGUUUGACACUUCUUGGAAAAUUGUUUACAUUCUUGCCGAGAGUGUGAUGGGAAGAUUGAUACAGCACCGUACGCUAAAUAUGAAGAAGGUAACCAAUUCUGCUAACCGGCACCUUUUUUUUUUUAAAGCUUAUUAUUGGCACAAUAUAUUGUUUUUUUGGUAAAGUUGGGAUUUAACAAAUAUAGUAUGUCAGCAUUAACCCCAUGUUUCCAGUCUUUAUGCUAAGCUAACCGCCUGCUAGCAUUAGCAUCAUCUUUACCCCACGCAACUCUGCAAUAAUGCAAAUGAGCUCCUUUCCCAAAAAUGUAGAACUAUUUCUUUAAGAGUUUGUAAAAGUGUUGGCACAUGCACGGUUUCCAGCCUAAAUCAUAAGAAAAUCUUAUCUAUUGGCUGAGAUUGAAAAGCCCUAACCCAACUGAAAAUCAGAAUAUUUUUGACCUCACUUCAUGUUUAAUGGUGAUUGGUAGCUUCACAUACUUUUCGUUGGCCAGUGUGGCUCUCCAGUCACACCGAUAUUGUGCCCUUUUUCUUUUUGCUUUAAAUCUUAAAAACACAUGUUCCCACUUGUAUCUCUGUAAACUGCUUCACACGCCCCGCCCCCCUAACUGUUGGAUAAAAUCAGCCAAUGCUAAUCAGGGACUCUGAAGUGCUUUGUUGAAGCUCAUGGCCAUCAACAGGAGAUCUGUUCAGUGUGGAUCCACCACAAUGGAACUGUGUUACUGUACAAUUAAAUAUUCCUCUUUUUUUUCCGUUUUGUCACGUUGAUUGACAGCAUUGUUGGUGAUUCGGUGCAAAAACACAUUUUGUUUGUGUUGCUCUCUGCAUCAGAUUGUACAUGUGUGUGUGUGCGCUGUUGGGCGGUUACUGCCCACAGUGGUGACGCUGCACAGACUGAAAAGCCAACUUGUGUCUGACAUACUCGGAUUGAUUGUAAAAACCUGCAUUUCAAUUUGUGAAUAAAAUUUAACAUCUGCUUUCAUAGUUAAA